Molecule: messenger RNA, 1981 nt
Organism: Myripristis murdjan (pinecone soldierfish)
Lineage: Eukaryota; Metazoa; Chordata; Actinopteri; Holocentriformes; Holocentridae
Gene: elob
Product: elongin B
Exons: 4
Coding region: 126-485 (119 amino acids)
Biological process (GO): transcription elongation by RNA polymerase II
Cellular component (GO): VCB complex; elongin complex
Molecular function (GO): protein binding
Source: RefSeq, a predicted model, not a curated record
UUUGCGGCGGCGCGCCCCCUGCCGGCGGCUGCGGGCGGCGCGGCUCCGGCUCCUCUGACAGCUGCUGUCGCUGUGCAGCGUGGGAGAGCAGCGGAGGCGUAGCUGUGUCCGACCAACCGCAAGACAUGGAUGUGUUUCUAAUGAUCCGACGUCAUAAGACGACCAUCUUCACAGACGCCAAAGAGUCGACCACAGUCUACGAGCUGAAGCGCAUUGUGGAAGGGAUCCUAAAGAGGGCACCUGAGGACCAGAGGCUUUACAAGGAUGACCUGCUGCUGAAUGAUAGUAAAACACUUGGAGACUGCGGGUUCACAAAUCAGACGGCUCGACCUCAGGCCCCAGCCACCGUGGGAUUAGCUUUCCGUCUGAGUGAUGAUUCAUUCGAGCAGCUGAGGAUCGAGCCGUUCUCCAGCCCCCCAGAGCUCCCUGACGUCAUGAAGCCCCAGGACUCGGGCAGCACAGCCAACGAACAGGCUGUCCAGUGAAGGGGGGGGGGUCACGAAAGGAUCGCAUGGGGCCGGGGGGGUCAGAGGGAGGACACACAGGAGGGGAGGGAGGGGUGGAUUGUGGGAAGUGACGCCUUGGCCGCUGAAUUUUGCUGACAGCAGAUCCUCAGCUGGGCAGAAACAAUUAACAAAUGCGGAUUCCCCUUGUUGUAAAUGGGAGGGGGGUUUCAAACCCACGUAUUUGUCCUGAAAUUGGUGAACGCAUGCUCGAUAAAUUGAUAAAUUCACACGAGACCCUCAGAGUUCCCUGACGGAUUUGUUAAGACACUGUCAGUCAUCCAUGGGAUUGGUAAAGGCUGAACAUCAAGAAUCGUACCUCUUAUUUAAUUCAUUCUAGUCUUUAUUUAGGGUAAGGUCGCCGUCACCUUACUUGUGUUUUAUUAUUUUGCAGGCUUCAAUGUGGGAGUUGUUGAGGUGUGAAAUUUGUAGACUUUCAUAUUUGUGUUUUUCUUUAUUAAAAUAUUAUUAGGAUUUAACAUUUUUAUGGUCUUUGGCCUGGUUGAAAGUGGUGCACCAUUAGCUAGGAGUUUGUGGAUUUUGUAUGUUACUCUUCUGUCAACGAGAACAUGUGCAUGAAAUGAAUCUGGAACAAAAAACGGAUCGAUUUCAGUCGUGUGGCAAAAGAAUCAUGAAAACUGAAAUAUGCACACAGCAAAAGAUCUGAGCUUUUUUUUUUUUUUUUUGGUACUUUAAGUUUCUUAGCUGCUUAAGUUACUGAGUUGUCGUCGUCUGUCUUUUCAGGAUGAACACACUCUCGGCUUUCUCCAGCACAGAUAACACAGGUGUGAAGCCAGUGUUGAGAAAAAAAAAAAAAAAAAAAAUAUUUAACUGGCAUAGCAGCGAUCUUAAACCGGCUGUGGAGUGGUUCUGGUUUAUUUUACCUUACUAACAAACAUGGGAGGUUAGCCAGUGUCCCGACACAACAUGUGACCGGAGCUCGUGAGAUCUUGCAGAAUUCGAUCUCGUUGGCUCCGGUCACUGGACCUGAUAUUUUUUAGUGGGCGUAAUCAGUUAGCUCUAAAUCCAACAGGUAGUUUGUUAUGUGAUGAGUUGUGGAACUGUGCCUGUGAUUAGGGGGGAGCCACACAUUCACCCCCGUCACUCAGAAUCACCAUCCAUUUACUUCCCGCUGCAGCUUGUGUUGUGUUUUCCCCCCCAAUUAGCUCACUAGACGUUCUUUUGUUUUCCUAAAACCAAAGGAGAAUCGAAAAUGAACUCUUCUGUAUAUUAAAAUUUUGAAAUAAAGCGUAAAGGUGGAUUUCCACAUCUAGAAAUCUUCUAUUACAAAACGAAAAAUCCUUCAUUUGAAUGUGAUGUCAGUACGCGGUAAGGGUUUUCUGUCACGGGGGUGAAUUCUUGACAUUAAGACAAAAAAAAUAAUAAUAAUAAUUGCAAAUUGUGGUUGUUUAAAAUGGGACUUGAUUAAAGCUGCACUUGUAACUGACUUGAGUUAACAUUAAAACAACUGUUUUUCA